GAAUGAAUGAGAAUGACUCAGUUGCGCCAAGACCGAGUGACGGAAAGCCGCGUCAAUUGUUUAUUUUAUUCUAAUGGACGAUAAAUGCUAUCGAUGUUUCAAUCACUAAAUAAACAAAAUAUUACGCACGUUCCUAAGGACGAUUGCGUAAUUUCGCAGUAAGCGAUGUAGUUAUGUGUUUAUAUCGAUUUAAGAGAUGUUCUCGAUGUGGGACAGUGCUCUCAGUCAGUGUGUCUAGGUCAGACGCUUUUGGUGCUCCGUCCGAUGUUUAUCUUAUCGUUCGUUGCAAUUAUUUACCUGCCUACAGUUGUCGUGUAUUGAUUGAAGGGGAGUCGUUGACUCGUUAUCAGUUUGUGUGAAGUGAUUGUUGUUGUUUGUGUUUGUGAAGGAUAAAAUAUCAUGUUUGGCGUUUUUAUGAAGCGGUGGAAGCCUAAAAGAAUAUCAAAUAAUGAAAGGGAUGAAAGUCCGGGGACAGAUGGCAACGUCUCCCCAGAGCCACCUGACCGACCGCCCGGGAAGGUACGGCAGGUGCACCCGGAAGACAAGACGCAAGUUCUUGCAUACGACUCCACAUAUCGCAAGAAAAAUAAACCGAAAAACCUCCCUUUAGAAGAGAAUCAUUAUAAUCACUUGGCGAAUACUAACGUGGCUAUGUCGCCAAUGUAUCCUUUGACACCAAAUAUUUGCGUGGAGGGUGGUAAGAUUGAGUUCAUAAAGUCGCCGCCAGGGAGCGCUAGGAACAGUUUGGCGCUAGCGUCGCCGCCACAAUCUCCUUUGCUAGCGAGGCGCGGGUCGCGCGAGAAACGUGAAGCGCGAAUCUAUGAUGAGCCUACUGAGAAGUUCGACGGUGAUAAGGAACUUUUGGAAAAGCGCAUCAAGCAGUUGGAAGCGCAACUUGAAGAAGAGAAGAGAAGGACGCAGAGGGAACGCAUGGCCGUCACCAAGUUACAGAACAAACUUAUUAAGCGUGAGGGUGCUGCCCGCAGCGAUGCGGAGCGCGAGAGACGCGCGCGCGGCGACUGGGAGGCGCGAGCGCGAGUCGCCGAGGCAGACGCGGCGAGGCUCGCUGCGAAGCUCCAUGCUGCCCAGCGUGAGAUUACCAGGAUGGAGGAGACAGUGCGAUCGCUGCUACAAUACAAGAGCCGCGUGGAAACUCUAAAGCAGGAGAAGGCGUCCUUAUCAUCAGCACUCGAGGCUUCUGCGGCGCACUAUCAGAGCCAGCUGUCGAGCUUGGGCAGCGAGAACGACCGGCUGCGCAGUCAGCUGUCCACGCUCUCGGCAGGGCUCGGCGCGGGCGACCACGAGCGAAGGCUCGACGAUGUGGCCCAGCAGGUCGUGCGAGCACUGCUCUCGCAGAAGAGCGUGCGCGAAGAGCUGGGAUGCGCGCGCGCCCGUAUCCGCGAGCUCGAGGCACAGAACCGCGCGCUGAGCGCCCUGCUCGUGCGCCAGCUGCGCCCCGUGCCGCGGCCCUCGCCCGCCACUCCGCACACGCCGCUCACGCCGCACACGCCAAGGGACUUACAAGUGCACCUAGUGGACGUCGGUUCGUGCGGGUCUUUAGUGUCGUUCCGCGACUCCCCUCCCCCCGCGCCGCCCGUGUCGCACCCUCACCCCCUCAGCCACGACGACAAGCGCCGCCACCAGAUACUGGCUGAUAUCUGGACUGAAUUGAAGGGUCUGGAGGUGACCCCGGCGAACCUGGCCCGCGCGCUGUCGGCAGUGGACCCCACGCUGUGGGCCCCGCCCGCCAGACCACACACGCUCAGCCUCAGCAUGCCGCAGCCCUCCACCGACCCUAUUAGAGGGGACAGUGGAGAAAAAGUGACUGAAGAAGAAAGCGGCGAGGUGGGCGAAGCUGGUGCUGAAUCUCCUGAGAGUGGUGCCAAGGAUGAGGGCUACUCCACCAUGUCCAGCGACGUGCAAGCCGACGCCUCGCGGCAGAGCGACCACGCCGCCGACCGAGCCCUGCCGGACCUCAACGAGGCCUCCGACGAAACCGACAACCAAACCAUCGUCUCCAUCAACCCUAGAGAAUCUCGAAGACACGCAAGACUCCUAGGAACAGAUGCAGAUUACAUCUAUUUCCCCAUAGGAGUUGCGUUCGCUGGCGUCAGAGGCAGCUACCCUCCCUCGCGACCAGUCCUGCCCUUCCAGCAUGUAGUGCGAAGCUUCUCGGAUUCCCAUCUGUGUUUAAAGCUCAUCGCUGGAACAACUUGCCCCACCAGCUGCCUAGACACCCCAACGCCUAGCUCUGGUGUUUUAGUUCUAGAUCUGAAACCUGCUCCUGAAAGACCUCUGAGGAGGGCUGCUAUCGCUUCCACCACAAGUUCUGAAAGGGUUUCAUGGGGAAGCACACUAGAUGAUCGCGCUGAUGGCUCGCAGUACGAUGCCGAUUAUGUCCAACAUUGGCUAGAACUCGAUGAUGCAAGAUCAGCGUUACAACAAAGACAUAGAGACCUGGCUGAUUUAGAAUACGAUAGGGCUGAACUAGAAGACUGGAGCUUAUCACUAUCAUGUGAAGAUCUCAGAGACAGGCAAUCCCCGUUUGCCGAAAUAACAACACCCGGGCAAAUAUCACUGUCAACAUUACCCAGCAUCAGAGAAGAUGACGCGUUAGAAUUAGAGGAAGAUGUUGGUGAUUGCCUUUGGAAUGAUUGUGGGUUUGCUACUAUAGAAAUAGACGAAUGUAGAAUUGCUGACGAUGCUGAUACGUCAGAGAAAAGGUGGGACUGCACAGGUACGCAUUCACCUGGAGGCUCGUGGUCUAGUGCUUCAGAUGCACCCGAUAAAAGAUCCAGCACAGCACUGAGUGAAGACGGUGACUGUGCAAACGUCGGCUUAGAUUUCACUAGAGAUUUCUACCGCCUCGUUAAAUAUGAAAGCACAAAGAGCUUAGCAUCAAAUUCGUCCAGAGGUAUCCCCGCACAAGAUACCAGCAGUCAUUUAAGGAUCCACGAUGUACAGGCAAUGGCUUUACAGGACCGAGAGGUGGCUUUACAGAAUGUCCUACACUUUAUUGCUGAACAGCAGAAAUAUUGUAGGGAUAGAGAAGAAUCAGAUUCUAUGUCGUCGCGGCCUUUAUCGGAAAUAAGGGAGUUGCCGCCUCCGUACGCGGCGGCAGAUUUUGAUGAUGAUUCAGUUGGCCCACGUAGUGAAGUGUCAGAAGACAGACAGAGGCCAGAUUCCUUUGGCAGCUUUUCUGAAAAUGAUUCUUGUGACGUCCUACAUGGUGACCGACCCAGGGUUGCCUUCUGUGAUACUGUAUCCGAGCCACGGUCUACGCCGAGAUUCAUCGAACGUGAGGACCCUUACGCGGAGUCGGAAGACUUCUUCGACGAAUUUUCAAGAGUUGAAAACGCUGAGAACGAAAUUGAUGAAAGGCAUCUCAUAAAAGUGCAGAGAAAGAACGAAAUUAAUAAAAGCAUAGAUGUGAUCGAGUCUGUCGAGGUUGAAGACCAGCCUUUUGCUCCUGUCAAGGAGGAGAGGCCGAGUGAUAUCGAAUCUAGUCGAAGUUUAGACCACAAUUCAGCGCUGAAAGAGAAUACUGUUAAUAUUAUGUUGAACAAGCAAUCGCCGCUUGAGAGGGAAGUGGAGCCGAGUCUUACUAAGUCGUCCAGCUUUCCUUACGUUUGCAACGAAGAAAUGUCUUUAGUCGAGGAGGUGUUGAGCGCUUGUCGAAGAAGCACGGGGGCUCUGGUACCUGUUCCUGAAGAGGAAGAGGGUUCGUCUCCUGAGAAUGGUUCCCCCCAAAUGACUGAAUCUAAUACAACUAGCACGUCUACGGCUGAAACUGUGAUAGUAAGUAAUAAGAGCGAUGGAGUUAAAGAUGGGAAACUGAGGGAGAGGUCUCGGAUUCCUACGCUGAUGGGCGGGAAGAGGCCACCAUCGUCGCCUAGUAGGAAUAGGUCGAAGAUCCCCGUGGUGGAUAGGAAUAGGCCUAGCACUGCACAGGCGUCGGUACCGGAACCGAUCAUUGUGAAGCAAGAACAUACGCUGAGUUUCCAUGAGGCUGCUACUUCGAAGGAUGUUAUUGAAGAACUUAAUAGAAUGAUUCGUCAAAGUGAGGGUCCUACGAGUGCUGAGGGCAAGGCGGACGAGAGGUCUGACAGGCCUCACAAGGACAGCGCGCUGUGGGCUCCUACUGGAUGGGUGCAUGUCGAGAAAGACAUCGACUUUAGUGAUCCUAAGGCCCGAGCGAACCUUCUAGACGUGAUGCUAGCGUCGAGCGACUCGUCUCCAUCAUCAUGCGGGUCCUCCCCUGCCGAGCCGCCGCCGCCCUACUCCCGGCUGCAUCGACUGCACCGGUCUAGGAGACAGAAGACAGCGGCGGCGCUGCGCGUGCGCGGGCCGGCGGGCGCGCUGGCGGCGCGGGCGCGCGGGCGGCGGCCGUCCAUCCUCGGCCGCGAGGGCUUCUUCGUGCGCUACGGCGAGCCCGAGCGCGCCGCCGUGGCCACCUUCGACUUCCUCGACGACCUCUCCGGCGGAUCCUCCCCGGAGGCCCCCAAAGACUGUACCUAAAUUAGCAAUAAAACGCGUCCCAGAUCGUUAUAUUUUUCUAUGUCGUUGUGAUAGACCGCGGCGAUGAUGUCGGCGGUGAUGACGUCGCCCGGUCACGUUAGUAGUGCAGCGUCGACGACGACCGCGCGAUCCGCCGGCUGCAGCUUUUUAGAUACUUCUGCUUCGAAAUCUAGAUCUCUUAGGUGUCGUAGUACUCACUUUGGAUUAGUAGGUCUAUGACGAGGCACCUAGUCUAUUAAAAGAAAUUCUUCCUAGAUAUUCGUUAGUAGGUGUGGGAAGACUAACGCGUUAAAGGCACGGUUGCGAUGAUAAUAUGUAUAAUUGGAAAUGUUUAGUUUAUACGCGACUGACUCGUUCAGCAAUAAUAUUGAAGUUACUGAUGUGUCUCGCGGACAUCGGAGCUAUUGAGUGAUUUGCGCUUCGCAAGAGAAGGCUUCCGGCGAGAGGAGACAGCUUCGAACCGAUAUAAUGUUAAUUUGGAUCGAUUACUUCCUGCGUUAACUUGCUUACGCUUCGUACCAACGACCGACAACUUAGGUAAGAAGACGAAAUAAUUAAUUGACUAAGUGAUUGAAAGCUGCGGCCUCGAAGUAAUGUGAUAUUUUUGUAUAUACUGUAAGUCCCACUUAUUUUCAUAUACAUUUAAAUGGAUUCCUUUCUAACUGAACGAAGCGUUAACGUUGGAACAAGGGUGGAGUUCUGUCUAGCAGAGUCUGUGCACCUGCACGUCACUCGACCGCGUGAAUCGAUCACUGCUGCCCUUUCACUUGCACAAACGUGUUCACUAACGAAUCGGAAAGGGACAGAUGAUCAAUUUGCGCGGUCGCAGCGUAAUAAUCAUAAUAAUAGGUACUUAUGUAAAUAUCGAUUACAAUUUACUUAUCGAACUAGUAACUACUUAUUGGUUAAAGAAUAGUCAUCUAUAACAAUCGAAUAACCAUUUAUAAAGAUCCAUUAAAAUCGAAGGGUACUAAAGUAUGUUAAGUGUAUGUAUAUAAUUAUUAUGACGUCAUCGAUAUGCUAUUUAUUUUGUAUCAUUUGCGUAUUGUCGAUCUUUUCUGUGUAUACUUAGGUACAUAUCAUGAAUUUGUAUUAUUUAUUAAGGCAACGAUACAUUAUAAUUAUUUUUUUGAUUAAAAUAACAAAUCCGAUGGUAUUUUAUUUCAGAAAUGUGUACACCAUUUUAUCGACUUUGCACAACCCUAUACUCUCAAUAAAAUCAGUCGCUACUAAGUACUAUGCGAUUUAACAACAAAACAGUCAUACUUUCAAAUGAAAACUAUAUUCACAGAUAUCGUCGGUUUGUUAUUUUUGUCAAGACAAUGGAGUUUCGCUAUUACACGGUGUCUGUAAAAUUAUCCUCUUUGAUGCGGUUAUGAACCUUGGCAGAAAUGUACACUUUAAUUAUAUUGUUAUUUUAAUGGCUGAACCAAAGCGAUUUUACACGAAACAUUUUUCGCCGUCACUUUAGUUACGCUGCAACACUGUUCCUUAUUUCUUUAAUUGGCAAUUAUUUCAUACCCAGCGUUUUUUUAAUGGUGAAGAGUGAAGACAAUAAAGGAAGAUUUAUACCUAUUAUUAAUUAAUGUAAACGAAGCGACGACUCGAUCGAUAUUAUCUAAAAUAUUAACUUAUUUAGUGUAAGCUACUAAUGGCUACGAUGUAAUGCCUCAUUUGAAAUUUAAAAGACGUCCCUUAGUUGUUUUGGAUACACACACUGAUGUCUUGCUAUAUCAAAUACGUGUAAAACAACUAUAUACAUGAAUAAUGGUUUAAUACUAAUUUAUAUUCAAAUUCUUCUCAAAUAUAUUAUUAAAGUAACGAAUUUAUACAAUUGUAAACAAUGUAUAUUAUGUAAACCUGAUACUUGCAGUGUUUGUAUCCAAACAAGAAGUGUAAAAUCCUUAUUAUUGUAAGUUACUACAAGUAAAAUUCUUGGAACUUAUCAGAAUAAUCUGAAUAACAUUUGUAGUUGUAUUUAAAGUUGUUUAAAAUGUCAGAAUGAUAAUUGUUUUUCAAACGACCAAUCCGUUAACCCUUUCAUACAUUAGUGUCAUUGUCAUAAUAUUAAAAAAAUGAAUAAAAAAAAUAUCGACUGUACGUCAUGGGAAAUACACAUGUCCAUAUGUUUAAUCGUAGGAUCCAAAUGGUACUGUGAUUGGUAGCUACCACUGAAUUUUGGAGCACAAUUGGAAAUUAAAAAGUUAAAAAUGUGGUAUUGGCUGGUCAUCGGCUGCAUUUGUUGGUACAUUUUAACCUAAGAUAUAGGAAUACUUGACAUAGGUAGGUACUUUGAACAGUACAAAAUGUGUAGAGUAACAGUAUAAUUUAAUUAUCUACUAUUACAGAUGGGUUCAAUAAACGAUUCCGUUCCCAAAUUA
Molecule: messenger RNA, 6899 nt
Organism: Helicoverpa armigera (cotton bollworm)
Lineage: Eukaryota; Metazoa; Arthropoda; Insecta; Lepidoptera; Noctuidae
Exons: 13
Coding region: 400-4518 (1372 amino acids)
Source: RefSeq, a predicted model, not a curated record